[Torrubiella] hemipterigena is the source of this 1534-nucleotide messenger RNA. NCBI's taxonomy places the organism in Eukaryota, Fungi, Ascomycota, Sordariomycetes, Hypocreales, Clavicipitaceae. The record is from the annotation of a GenBank genome assembly.
GACCGUGCAUAUUUUUCUCCUUGUCUCCCCCCCCAAAACACCAAACGAACUGCAACUCCUCUGUUGCAUCCACGCUUCUUCCCGCUGCAACACUUCAGACAAUGAGACGCUGCAAUGCGACCCUGAUUGUCUGACGGCUCGCCUUUCCACUCUCGCUUCACACCACGCGUCGCCCGUUGGCAAUCCCACCACUGCCAUCAUCAUCAUCACCACAACAAACCGCGCCAUUCUCUUUUUUCUUUGUCGCUCACUUUCUCUGUUUGUCAGACGAUCGCCGACCCGACGCCACUGCCGACACACAAAACAUCUUGCGCACAUCACCACCACCACCAGCCGUCCCGACUUUGGUGACACCGCAAAUCGCCAACCAUGGCAUCCUCCUCUUCCUAUCUCUCGCCCAGCCAGCACAGCGACGCCGGAUUCCCUAAAAGCCUCGACACCCUCAGCAAUGCCGACUCAGCAACCGUCCCUCCCGCCCUCCUCUUCAGCGAGAAACAGCACCAGCGCCCGCCCAGCUCAUGGCGCAAGUCCUUUGGCCUCGGCACCGCAGGCGGCAAGCGCAUGAGCAGAGCGACCCUGCGCACCGGCGGCUUCACAUUUUAUCGCGAGGAAUCGCCGUCUGCAAGCAUGGAUGUCCCGCGACGCCCUGGUGCUGCUAUCACAACAGGAGCCGUCGAAGAGCCCUACGAUUACCGCUACGAUCAUGUCGCACCGCCCGCGCCGCUGCCCGAGCCGCCUAAAGUCAUGGGAUUGAAGCGCAGAACGUGCCAGCUAUUAGGCGCCGUGCUCGCCAUUAUAAUUAUUCUUGCCAUCGCUCUUGGCGUGGGACUGGGUGUUGGUCUGAAACACAAAUCUUCAGAUGCGCCGCCUGCCGCUGAGACAAACGGAUCGCCAUCGGGCGCACCGUCUUCUGCAAUUCCUACAUCAACAAGCGCGCCUUCAACAGAUCUUGUCGCGUGCCCAGCGGCCAACAAUACCACCUACAAGGUGCCCGACACAAACAGCACGUUUUUGCGCGAGUGCGGCAUCGACUAUAGCGGCAUCGACCAGGCCAAGGAUAUCGCUAGCGUAUGGACCAUGAGCAUGCAGGAUUGCAUGUUCCAGUGCGCAGAGUAUCCGGGCUGCGAGGCCUGCGGCUGGGGCGUCAUUGAGAAUGACCCGGGCAGCUUGCACCGGUGCUGGCUCAAGAGCGGCCUCAAGCAGGCGCACAAGUCCCGGCCCGGAUGGGAGUUUGCGUAUUUACAAAAGUAAUCCCGGUAGAUGUACAUCCGGUAUAUCCGGUGUCUUCUUUUUUUUUUCGUUUUUAUAGUAGCAGGUUACGGACCGGAGUUGGGAUUUUGUAUACUUUGACUUUGGCACAUAUUUCUUUUUUUCUUGCAGAUACACAUAGAUCUUUUGCCGGUGUAAUGAUACCGGCUAGUAAUGUAAUGAUAGUACAUACCCUUAUAUACCAUGAUCGGCGGUCAUCAUUUCAUUUUUAAAGGCACGUCGGGCAUAUCGGUGAUAGUUCGUGACUCACGUAUAACUGUGCCAG